Ilyonectria robusta is the source of this 974-nucleotide messenger RNA. RefSeq lists its product as uncharacterized. The transcript has a single exon. Bases 94 to 924 code for a protein of 276 amino acids. The record is from RefSeq and is a predicted model, not a curated record. Lineage: Eukaryota; Fungi; Ascomycota; Sordariomycetes; Hypocreales; Nectriaceae.
CAGACGAAGCCAGGUUCGUGUGACGACUGUUACAUCCGGUCGUGAUUGGCUCAUCCAGAGUGCGGUGAAGGCCAGUGUCGUGUGAAGCGGAGGAUGGGUCGACUUGGUGGCCAGUCAUUGAGACAUUGCAGAUAUUCGAGGCGAGAGGACCAUGUCACCUUCGCUUGGCGACUUGGCUCCUCUACACUCGCACUGUCAAAUCCAAGAGACCUUGAUCCUUCAAUUCGCUGUCUCUUGCAUCACAGUAACCGGAAGACAAGACGCCUCGAUAUGCUCACCGAGUGCGUCGCAGUAUGCAACUGUAGUACACAGCACGCCGGCAUGCCGCCCCUCGCACGACGCCUCAUUGGGACAUCAGGUAGCGGUGACACUGCAUUGCGGCAGGCCGUAGAAGACUUCUUCUUGGUGAGGGUGCCUCUGUCGAUCUACAGCGGCGUUGAUAUGUUUCCCGGUGGCGGCUAUUCGCAUUUGCACAAGUGUAUAAGCGGGCGUCUAUACGUCUUGGCGACGGGAAUCUGCGUUAUAGACAUGCGCAUAUACGAGAGUUUCCACUGUAUGACAACGAACACAAGUGCAUCUCGGAGCAUGCCUCGGAGCACAUCUCCCUUCGCUCUCAAAUCUAGACUCCGAGCCACCUAUCUUGGCCUCACAAUGUCCCUCUGUCUCGCCCCUGUCCCGCGACCCGCAGCAGCGUCGAUGCAACCCAACUUGCAUUCUGCGGACUACAGACUGCAGGAAUGCAUCCAGACCCGGCCAGUGACCGCCUUGUCUCAAGCCGUGUCAUCUGCAACAUACUUGAGUUCCUCGAUGCCCAGCUGCUCUCCGAUUCCGGAAUGGCGCCCUUCCAUCGCCACCCACACACUGGCUCAACAGUUUGAGGCCCCAAUCACCCAUCAUAUGAGUCCCUCUGGUGAUGCGAGGUAGCACUCGCCAAGCGAGGGUUAAGUGAAGUGAGGCGAGUUUGCGGGGGCUUU